Molecule: messenger RNA, 347 nt
Organism: Staurois parvus
Lineage: Eukaryota; Metazoa; Chordata; Amphibia; Anura; Ranidae
Source: the annotation of a GenBank genome assembly
GUUUGUAGAAGCCGUCUGUAUGCCUAGGGGCUUGAUUGUAUACACCUGUGUCCAUGGAGGGGAUUGGAACACCUGAAUCACAUGAUAUGGAGGGGAUUGGAACACCUGAAUCACAUGAUAUGGAGGGGAUUGGAACACUCGAAUCACAUGAUAUGGAGGGGAUUGGAACACCUGAAUCACAUGAUUUGGAGGGAUGGCCCAAUACUUUGGGCAAUAUAGUGAGGCGAUUGGAACACCUGAAUCACAUGAUUUGGAGGGCGGUCCUAAUACUUUUUGCAAAAUAGUGUAUGUAGGAACUUUGUAACACAACAUCGGUGAUGUAACGUAAGAAUCGACCGAAACCUAUG